AUGUCUUACUACCCCCCACCACAAGAACCCUACUACGGCGGACGCCCUCCAUACGACCGUCCGCCAUACGACCGUCCUCCCUACGAGGGCGGUCCUCCCCCGGAGCGGCCCCCCUAUGAUCGUCCUCGUUACGAGGGUUCUCCUUACGACCGCCCUUCCUAUGAGCGCCCCCCUCCAGAGAGAUACAACUCCGGUCCUCCCCCGCCGGAGCGCCCUCCCUAUGACCGUCCCCCAUACGGUGACCGGCCUCCCUACGAAGGCGGCGAGCGCGGCUUCGACUCCCCUGCUCCUCGUCCUCCCUACGAAGGUGGCGAGCGCGGCUUCGACUCUCCUGCUCCUCGUCCUCCCUACGCCAGCCCUCCUCCUUCCGCUCGUCCUCCUCCCGUCCCUCCCCCUCCUCUUCCCAUGGAAUGGGCCCAGGAGUGGGAGCCCAGCCUCCGCCGCGCCUACUACGUCCACAUGCCUUCCGGCCGCACAGAAUGGGAGCUUCCCGCUGACAUGUCCCGCGAUAUGCCUCCCCCUGGUCCUCCCCCGGCCGGUGGUCCGGGCUACUACGCAAGCCCCCCUCCGCCGCAGGAGGGCGGGUACUACCCCGACCCCCAGGCACAGCAGAUCUCCGAGGAGGAGCAGAAGAAGAAGGACCGUAAGAACAUGCUUAUGGGUGGCGCAGCUGGUCUGGCUGUUGGUGCUCUCGGCGCUGCAUUCAUUUCCCACGAGAUUCACGAACACGAGGAAGAAAAGGAGGAAGAGGAGCGUGAAGAACAACAGUCGUAUGACUAUGACCGGCCGCCUGUCGUCUACGAGCGUGAAACUACUAUCAUCGAACGUGGAGAGGAGCCUGCAUAUGAUUACGAGGAGGAUGGAUGGUAG
Aspergillus neoniger CBS 115656 is the source of this 870-nucleotide messenger RNA. Its product is annotated as WW domain protein. Gene Ontology annotation, molecular function: protein binding. Lineage: Eukaryota; Fungi; Ascomycota; Eurotiomycetes; Eurotiales; Aspergillaceae. The record is from RefSeq and is a predicted model, not a curated record. The coding region runs from base 1 to 870 and encodes 289 amino acids. The transcript is spliced from 2 exons.